This is a messenger RNA of Arvicanthis niloticus (Nile rat), 1144 nucleotides long. Lineage: Eukaryota; Metazoa; Chordata; Mammalia; Rodentia; Muridae. The record is from RefSeq and is a predicted model, not a curated record.
AAAGCAGUGGUUUUCAGUUGGGAAAAGUCAGAAUAGAGAAAAACCCUUUGAGGCAUCCAGGACAAAUCAAAUCUCUGGACUGAAUUCUGCCCCAGUGCGUCACUUUAGCUGACAGAACACUGGCUGUUUCCACGAUGAGUACGCCAAUCCUGUGGUUGGUAAACCACCUGCUUUCACUUCUCCCCCGCGGCAUGCUGCCUGCAUCACACAAAGAAGCUUCAGAAGCCUGCUAUAAUCUUCAGGACCCAGGCACAGCAGUCCAACUGCAGACUGACUCAGCCGACCUGGUGGGGGUUCUCUGUAGCUCCAUGCUCUCUGUCAUCCUGGCUGCCGCUCCAGCCGCUGACAGGACUCUGCCAUUUUCUGCAACCUCCAGGGUCAGGAAAAAGAAAGACGCCUCAAAGCUUCCAAAUCACUUCCUCUUGGCCCAGGAAUAAUGGCUGCCAUCACAGAAGAAGGCUCUUGCAUCAACUUCAAGGAAAUGGUGUUUGUUGACAACACACUUUACUUUAUACCUGAAGAUAAUGGAGACCUGGAGUCAGACCACUUCGGCAGACUUCACUGUACAACUGCAGUAAUACGGAACAUAAAUGACCAGGUUCUCUUCGUUGACAAAAGAAAGCAUCCUGUGUUCGAGGACAUGCCUGAUAUUGAUCGGAACGCCCAUGGAUCCCAGACCAGACUGAUAAUAUAUAUGUAUAAAGAUAGUGAAGUAAGAGGACUGGCUGUGACUCUCUCUGUGAAGGAUGAAAGAAUGUCUACCCUCUCCUGUAAAGACAAAGUCAUUUCCUUUGAGGAGAUGAAUCCACCUGAAAAUAUUGAUGAUAUAAAAAGUGAUCUCAUAUUCUUUCAGAAACGUGUUCCAGGACACAACAAAAUGGAGUUUGAAUCUUCACUGUAUGAAGGACACUUUCUAGCUUGCCAAAAGGAAGAUGAUGCUUUCAAACUCGUUUUGAAAAAGAAGGAUGAAAAUGGGGAUAGAUCUGUAAUGUUCACACUUACUAACUUACAUCAAAGUUAGGUAUAAGGUUUUUGUGUUCCAGAAAGAUGAUUAGUACACAUGAGACUUAUGAUAACCUAAUCUGUAUUUCCAUAACAAAAUGCCUGAGGCUGCACGAUUUAUAUUGUAAACAAGUUUAAAUGU